AUUCACCUAAGAUAUCAGUUCAGUUGAUGAAGAUUUUCUCUUGCUAGCUAAUUAGGGUUUUUGCUGAACUUGAUUGAGUAAGAAAGAACCAGAUAAAUAAAACUAUGCCUCGCGGGUACACUUUUGGUAGGGCAGAAGAAGCCACUCACCCCGACUCUGCCAGGGCGACCUUGGCUGAGUUCCUGUCGACCCUCGUCUUCGUAUUUGCCGGAGAGGGCUCCAUCCUUGCCCUUGAUAAGAUGUAUAGGGAGACAGCUUUAGGAGCAUCGAGCCUGCUGGUUAUCGCCCUCGCCCACGCCCUCGCUCUGUUCGCCGCUGUGGCUUCAAGUAUGAACGUCUCUGGCGGGCACGUUAAUCCUGCUGUCACUUUUGGUGCACUUGUUGGUGGGAGAGUCUCCGUGCUACGUGCCAUUUUCUAUUGGAUUGCUCAGAUUUUGGGUGCUGUUGUAGCUUCUCUCUUGUUGUGGCUAGCGACUAAUGGUUUGAAGCCGCAAGGAUAUUCCGUGGCGGCUGGAGUAGGAGAGUGGAACGCUUUGGUGAUGGAGAUAGUGUUGACAUUUGGACUGGUCUAUACGGUGUACGCGACUGCGAUUGAUCCAAAGAGGGGAAGUUUGGGAACUAUUGCACCUCUUGCGAUAGCCUUCAUAUUUGGGGCUAAUGUGCUGGUUGGAGGGCCUUUCUCAGGAGCAUCGAUGAACCCUGCUCGGGCUUUUGGGCCUGCACUGGUAGGGGGGAGGUGGAGGGACCACUGGAUCUACUGGUUGGGACCGUUGCUUGGUGCGGCCCUGGCCGGAGUUAUAUACGAGUUUGGAAUGAUACAAGCGGAGACCCCUCACCACACACAUCACCAGCCUUUGGCUCCAGAAGAUUACUAGUUUACUUGUUGGUUUCUUGAAUAAAAGAAAAGUGUACUUGGCAUGUUUGGGUUUAAAUCGUUUUUCUGACUUUGGUUUGGUGUAAUAUUGUAAUUUGAUGCAUUUGUAAGUUGCGAAACAUUUUGAUAGCUAAUAAUCGAUGCGGCCUUUUCAUUCGCC
Messenger RNA from Olea europaea var. sylvestris, 1034 nucleotides. RefSeq names its product probable aquaporin TIP3-2. NCBI's taxonomy places the organism in Eukaryota, Viridiplantae, Streptophyta, Magnoliopsida, Lamiales, Oleaceae. Gene Ontology annotation, molecular function: water channel activity. Gene Ontology annotation, biological process: transmembrane transport; water transport. The record is from RefSeq and is a predicted model, not a curated record. Gene Ontology annotation, cellular component: membrane. The coding region runs from base 105 to 875 and encodes 256 amino acids. The transcript is spliced from 3 exons.